Molecule: messenger RNA, 2012 nt
Organism: Salarias fasciatus (jewelled blenny)
Lineage: Eukaryota; Metazoa; Chordata; Actinopteri; Blenniiformes; Blenniidae
Exons: 7
Coding region: 993-1691 (232 amino acids)
Molecular function (GO): DNA binding
Source: RefSeq, a predicted model, not a curated record
CUUUAACUUGAAUAUUUAAAGUAUUAAAAUGUUAGCGAUCAAGAGUGAGAAAAUCAAUAGUUUGUCAGGGUUUCUCUGCAGAAUCUCUGUAAACCUCUAAAACUAGAACAAACUGAAUUUAUCUCCAAUCGGCUGGGAUUAAUUAUAUAAAAUGCUGCAGAAUACGCUUGCACUUGUAUUUUCAGCACUCGUUCUACCACUUUCCCACUGGGAAGAGGGACUUUCAAAACUGGUGAAUUGAGAAUGAAUCGACAUGAUCGCACCAAUAAAACUGUAGGUGAAACAAACUUAAAAAAAAAAAACAUUACGGUAAAUUUAUUUCUUGAGCACUGUUCAUACACAUUCAUUGAAUUGAAUGAAUGAAAAAAAUGAAUGUUCAUACACAAUAAAACUCACCACACUUUACAAUGAAGUAAAUCCAAACAAAAUGAAAAAGAAAACUAAAUAUAGCCAAAACUUUAUUAGGCUAAAGGUAAUAAAAUUGGUAAAAUCUAUAAUAUUAAUAUUAUUAACAAUAUUUCAAGGCCUGAUUGAAAGAAGUGAAAUAGAUUCAGUAUAUUUACAGCUGUCAGACAACAAAUACCCAAAUUUUUAAAUGCCAAGGUCUAUAAUUAUAUUUCAUCAUUAGAUUAUAUUUCCCACUCAGUGAAAAACACCCCCAUCUGGCGGUCAAAAAGCGCCACUGCGGGAGAAGUCACUCGGCUCAGUUCGGUUCUCUCCGGCUCAGCCUCGGCUCUCUUCGGCUCACUGAUCUUCGACUCUCAUUGACGUGGCGCGAGGCGAAAGGUCGGCCGGCACUUCCGUGGUCUGCGGUGAUUGGACGCUCAGAUCUGUUUGUUAAAUAUGCAAAUAUACAGGUGGCGGAGUGCGGCGUAAGUAAAUAAAACAGAAGUGAAAGCGCGUCACUUUUUUUCCAUGUUCCAACUCUCAAAGUCUCCCUGAGAGACAUCUGGAGAGGAGAGUUUGGGGUCUACGGCAGCAGGUGCGCGCUCAUGCCCAGGCUCAGCGCUGCCGCCGCGCUGCAGCUCGCGCUGCUGCUGUCCGCCGUGCCCGCGCAGUACUUCAUCAGCAGGUGGAGCGGAGCCACGGCGGUGCAGCGCUACCACGCUACCUCCCGGUUAGUUCGACUUUGGAAAGAAUGGACGUCGUCGUAUCUGAACGCCACUGCGUGGAUGGACUGGUCCAAUCAGCAGGUGGCCAAAGUCAUGUCUCUGGUUGGUCUGGAACCAAGCGAUGAAGGAGCGCCGCCACCGUUUCCCCUUGAGAUGAUGAUGCAUGACAACGACCAGGGAUUCUUUGGAGCCUCCAGGACGGUGCGCAGCCCUCGCCCGCCGUUCGUCUUCCUGCGGGUGGGAGAGGUGGUGAUGGAGAGGAGGGGCCACAUGAUCGGGGUGGUGGUCAGCUGGGACCCGGAGCUGCGAGCUCCUGCAGAGUGGACGGACAGGAUGUAUGCAAACUCCGAGGAGACCAAAGCGGAAAACACACCUCACUACAAGGUGCUGUUCAGCGGGCCUGAACCCUCGUCCUUCCUCGUGGCUUAUUUACCUCAGACUCAGCUGGAGCGCAUCACUGGACUGAGGCCGGACAUCCCCACCCUGGAGAAUUACUUCACACACUUCGACGGGGAGCGGUUCGUCAUGCAGCCCUGGCUCAGAGAGCUCUUCCCAGAGGACGAGGUCGAAGACAUCUGACGGCUCAGCGAAACGUCCCAGAGACAGUUUGAUCCGACUUCCUUCCGUGGCGUUUAGUCUGGUCCCAGGCUGUCUGGCGUGUGAUGCGCUGAGACCGGAGGGACCGGAGCGGAUUCAAAGACCAGACACAGGAUGAUUGUUGAAUCUAUUCUUUCUGGACAUCAAGUGUUUUAGGGUUUUGGAAGGGAUUAAGGAAAAAUUUUGACAAUUAAGGUCUGAAACGAUCAUCUGUUGUCUUUUAUUUUUGAAAAAAAAAAAGUUUGAAAAUACAGUAUUUUAUUUUAUUUUAAUGUGUGAAAAAAAUUAAAAAAAGCAACUUCA